This is a messenger RNA of Arabidopsis arenosa, 963 nucleotides long. NCBI's taxonomy places the organism in Eukaryota, Viridiplantae, Streptophyta, Magnoliopsida, Brassicales, Brassicaceae. The record is from the annotation of a GenBank genome assembly.
GCUUUGUGGAAGUGGAAUCAUUAGGGAAGUAGAAAAAAUGAGACCACCGAUGGGCAGCGGAAGAACUGGUGGUGGCGGACGUGAUUCAUGCCCUGAGAAGAAAGAGAAAGAGAAAGACCCAACAAGUAGACUUUGCUCGGAUUUGAGUGAUUUACAAAUAGAAAAAAUCGGAAGUACUCCUACUUUCCAAUGGAUUUCAGUCUAUAACAAACGUCCUCCUAUGAAACAGAGAUUUCAUCACAACGUAGCAAAUUCAAGGUUGCACCAUCAUGUAGGGAAAGCUAACAAGGAUGGCCUUUUCAUAAGCUGUGUAGCAUCAGAAGCUAAUCUAUGGGCCUUCGUCGUGGAUAAAGGGACUGGUUUCACUUCUCAAGUUUAUAAAGUUACCUCAGUCUUCCUCCCCAAGGACUGGAUUAUGAAACAAUGGGAGAAGAACUACUAUAUCAGUUCCAUAGCUGGUGCAAAUAAUGGGGGCUCCUUGGUCGUUAUGUCAAAAGGAACCCUUUACACCAAGCAAUCAUACAAAACCAGCGACUCAAUUCCAUUAAAGUGGAUGGAUAAAAAGUGGAAAGAAGGUUUUCAUGUAACAUCCAUGACCACUGCUGGGAGUGGUUGGGGUGUAGUAAUGUCCAGGAACUCAGGCUUCUCUGAACAGGUGAUGGAGCUUGACUUCUUGAACCCAAGUGAAGAUAUAAAUCGAAGGUUGGAGAGUGGAUACAGGAUAACAUCAAUGGCUGCAACAGCUGAUCAAGCAGCUCUUAUAUUGAGUAUACCUAAACGUAAAAUUACCGAUGAAAUCCAAGAGACUUUACGUACUUCUUCCUUCCCUAGCUCCUAUAUCAAGGACAAAUGGGAGAAAAAUAUGUUCAUAACAUCAAUAUGUUAUGGUCGGACAGUUUGCUAAUGAAACAUGGAGCAUAUAUAUUCUUGUAGCCGUUGCGUUAAUAUAUGUGGUUAGCUGGU